GUGAAUCCUUUUUGACAUACGCGACACACGAGUUUCUUGACCCCUGCAGAUGAUACAGACGAGAUAGGCGGCCCUGGCAUGAUCUCUAGCGACGCCAUCUUCGAUGGUUAGAGAUGUGGGAAAAGGAAAGAGGAGAUUGAGGAGAAGAUCGUGUGGAGAGGCGAUUGUGGGGUGUGGGACCCCCUCGUUGAUUAGGAUUUCUAACCAAUCCUUUCGUCGAGGUCGUGGGGUUGAUAGCGAGUCUUACGAAUCACUGCGACAAUCCGACGGAAUUAUAACAUUGGGACUAUCUAAUCCAAUAAUAGCCCACGGGGUAAUGCAUUAAGGAUGGAUGCAUUAAGGAUGGAGGACGGAGUACAAGUAUGACCAUGGUUUGGUAGGGGCUGUGGCAAUACCUUGGGAAAGUGAGGUUCAAAGACUUUUUCGCCUCCUUGCCUCCUUGAUUUGGAAAAUACAGUACGCCAGUACACGCUUCAGUGACCAGCAGACAACCGAGGCGCAAUUUCUCCUCGUAAUGGCCAAUGAGUUUGGGAAUCAACGACAGAUCCACUCAUAGUCGGCAAUUCAGCUCAUCAAUCGUACAAUUCGUAGCCGGACAAACCCCCCCCAGCGACCUUCCAAGAAGCCACAUAAUCAAAGACCCUAGAGGAAAAUCCCCCAAGAAGGACGUGCAUAACCAUUCCGCAAAGGGUCUAGGACCGGAAGAAUUUGGAGAUUCGGAUACGGGGAACUGAGGCGAUCCCGGGGGUGCUUAGGAGUGACCGCAUGGUUGCAACGAUUUUCGGUACUUGGCGCGCACGCAGUAUGCCGGGAUACGUAGUGUACCACUCUACCAGACAGGCGACAGAAGCAUUCGGGUACUGUAGCCGUUUCCAAGUGCCAGGAUGGGCCAGGAUGGGCCCGGAUGAGCCACCGAAUGGACCAUGAUGGGGCUCCUGACCAAUCUGUAAGCUAUGGAAGUAUGGAAGGUCGCUGAAUGGAGGCUGUCAACUCGCCGAGUCCGAACGGAGCCCACCGGCCUGCCGUGGAGACCCUCCGCGUUUCUCUCCAGGCGAGCCGACCGUGCUCGGCAACGACCAGAGGGGGGGUGGAGAGAAGACGGGGUUCACGGGGAUACUGAUAGGCUUAGGCCCGAUGAUUAUGCGCACUCACCGGGCGCUUGGCAACACGCCAGGCCACGCCAGUUAGGGUUUUUUUUCACUUCCAACCAUUUCGUUACGGGGAAGCCUCCUACCUGGUACAGUUCAAUUCAACUUCCACGAGGAUUCGAUUCCGAGGUCUUUGCUUCCCUCCCUGCUUUAGUUCACCGGAACCCGUCUCUCCCACUCCGCAGCCCGGGUGGCAUUUUCGUAGUAGUUUCUUCCUCCCAUUUGAUCUUCCAUCUACCAAAGCCCUAAGAGGGAACCACGACCUGCCAGGGGAAAAUUGAUCAACGCCGUCGUUUUCCAUCGUUCUCCCCCGCAAAAGGGCUUCCAGGCACGUCCAGUGCUUGCCAGCGUCUCUUUCCCCUUAUCCCGAUCACCUUCUUCGGCCUUCGGGUCCUCGUCAACAUGCCGUCUUUCGAACUUCAGCCGUCAUCGUCUCGGGCCGUAGACCAGCCCGAGGAUAACUCGGUUACCAAAGCCGACAUUGAUCUCGUCGAGAGUGCAGGAGCUGGCCGGGCGGCCACCUACGAGGAGUCUGUGGCUGCUCGUCUUCCCAAAGCUCAUCGAGAUUAUCUCCUUGAACGCCAUGGCACAUUGGAACUCGAUCCUAUCCCCAGCAUGGGGCCUGACGACCCCUACAACUGGCCUGAGUGGAAGAAAAUGUCUAAUUUGAUCCUGGUGGCAUUCCACGCUUGUAUGGCUACAUUCACUGCCGCCGCCAUCAUCCCCGCCUAUUCCAGCAUUGCAGAGGGCCUGGGCAUCUCCCUGCAACAGGCGAGUUACUUGACCUCAGUGCAGAUUGCUAUUCUAGGAGGUGCACCGCUAUUCUGGAAGCCUCUGUCUAACCGGUUUGGCCGUCGACCCAUUUUCUUGCUAUCGUUGAUCCUCAGUGCGGUCUGUAACAUUGGCUGUGCGAAGAGUACGACUUAUGCAUCCGUAAUGGCGUGCCGUGCCUUGGUGGCUUUCUUCAUCUCCCCUGCCUCGGCGAUUGGUAGUGCCAUCGUGAUGGAGACCACCUUCAAGAAGGACCGCGCCCGUUACAUGGGUGUCUGGACCUUGAUGGUCACCCUGGGAGUCCCGAUCGGCCCCUUUAUCUUCGGCUUUGUGACCUACCGGUUGAAUUAUACCUGGAUAUACUGGAUUCUGGCUAUGAUCAAUGGUGGCCAAUUCAUCCUGUAUCUGUUCUUCGGACCGGAGACCCGUUGGGUCGGCAGUGGUGUCGAUCGCGAGGUGCCCACCUGGAAGACUGAAUAUAUGUCUCUCCGGCGUAUCGACCCAAGUCCUCUGAACUGGUUGGAGUUCGUGCGCCCGUUAACCAUGGUCCGCCGCCCGUCCAUUGUCAUCCCCGCCUGUGCAUACGCCAUGUGCUUCCUAUGGGGUGGCAUCCUCCCCACCGUUGAGGUUCCCCAACUCCUGCAAGAGAAAUUCGGACUCAACGCAGAACAGCUCGGUCUGCAAUUCCUGGGUGCCAUCAUUGGAUCCCUGAUCGGUGAGCAGAUGGGCGGUGCGCUAUCCGAUUACUGGAUGACGCGGCGUCAGCACCGUCUGAACCGUAAGCCCGACCCGGAGUUCCGUCUGUGGCUGAGCUACUUUGGCUUUGCCCUGGUCAUCAUCGGUAUCGUCGUCUUCUUGGUCUGCACGCAGGAGUCUCCUUCCGGUCAUUGGAACGUAUCCCCCAUCAUUGGCAUUGGUAUUGGCGCCGCUGGUAAUCAGCUCGUGACCACCGUCAUGAUCACCUAUGCCGUAGACUGUUUCCCUCAAGAGGCCGCCAGCGUGGGUGUGUUUAUCACCUUUGUGCGACAGAUUUGGGGAUUCAUCGGUCCCUUUUGGUUCUCGCCCAUGUUUGAGAAUGUCGGCGUCGCGCCCAGUUCUGGAAUUGGCUGCGCGAUGGUCUUCGCGGUUAGCGUUGUCCCAACUAUCGUCCUGCAUUGGCGUGGAGCAAUCUGGCGUCGGAGCGCAGGCGGAGAGGAGUAAACGGCGACAGGUGUUCAAUUUAUUCUUGACUUCGGAGAGAAAGUUAUCGUGAUAUGCUCCCUUUCAGCGAAGCUUUGCACAGGACUUUGCGUUUUGUUUCGUUUUUUGUAUAGAUCGGUCGGUCGCGCGGAUAGAAUUUUCGGCAUCGGGACGGGUAGAAUGGACUCAGGAGGUGUCUGCCAACUGUAUAUAGAUCGAUGCAGUGACAUGAAUAUAGAACAGUCUUUGUGGAUGAUCAAGGCAUUCUGGAAGACUGGAAGAAAGCAUGCAGCAAAUUAGCAAUCAAACGUCGUCAAAUGAGUUAAGGUCAGCGUGCAUAAUGUGCAGCAGUCAAGAGCUUUUGCUCAACUGCAAAACUCGUGCGGACACACUAAGAGCCGAAACCACGAGCAAAGAAUAAGAAAAAAGGUCGAAAUGAAUGAAUAGACAUGUAGCAAGACAAAAAGAAAGGAAACCGACAGCAUCAAGAGGAAAAAAUAGACAAGACCUCUGGCAUAAAUGAAAAACCGCAGCACGAUCCAACCCAGCG
Penicillium brasilianum is the source of this 3648-nucleotide messenger RNA. The record is from the annotation of a GenBank genome assembly. Lineage: Eukaryota; Fungi; Ascomycota; Eurotiomycetes; Eurotiales; Aspergillaceae.